CCUUCCGGUGACGACACGUGUAACGUGAAUCAGACGAGUAUUUUCUUCAUGUUCUAAUUAUAUAUUUUUUUUCUGUACAUUUGCACUUUUCUACAUUAGUACGGGGCUUUUCGCUUGUGUGUAAAUGGGAGGGCUUCAAAAGAAAAAGUUUGAGAGGGGGUCUGCUACAAACUACAUCACCAGAAACAAAGCUCGCAAGAAGUUACAGCUGAGUCUCCCAGAUUUCAGGCGGCUAUGCAUCCUGAAAGGCAUCUAUCCUCACGAGCCUAAACACAAGAAGAAAGUAAAUAAGGGCUCCACAGCACCUAGGACUUUCUAUCUUGUCAAAGACAUCAGAUUUCUUCUGCAUGAACCAAUUGUUCGGAAGUUCAGAGACUACAAGAUAUUUGUACGCAAACUUAAGAAGGCUUAUGCAAAAUCUGAAUAUUCAGCAGUGGAGAGACUGAGGGAGAACAAGCCAGUGUACAAAUUAGACCACAUCAUCAAAGAGAGAUACCCUACCUUCAUUGAUGCCCUUCGUGAUAUCGAUGAUGCCCUCUGCAUGUGCUUUCUCUUCUCUACCUUUGCCCGAACGGGUAAAUGCCACGUCCAGACUAUUCAGCUGUGUAGACGCCUCACAGUGGAGUGGAUGAACUAUGUGAUCAUGUCCCGUGCUCUCAGAAAGGUUUUCAUCUCUAUCAAGGGAAUAUAUUAUCAAGCUGAGGUGAUGGGGCAGCUCAUUACAUGGCUGGUGCCAUUUCAGUUCUCCCAUGAUCACCCAACAGAUGUUGACUACAGAGUCAUGGCAACUUUCACAGAGUUGUACACCACUCUUCUGGGUUUUGUCAACUUCAGACUCUACCAUUCCCUAAACCUGGUUUACCCACCAAAGCUGGACAGUAAAGCAGAGUUGGAGUUGAAAGAUGAAGAUGAUGAUAAUGAUUAUGCCAUGGAUUCAGAAAGCUACUUUGAGAAACUGUCAGCCCUGAGUGCCAGUCUGGCCCGUGUGGUUGCUACUGCUGAGGAAGAAGAGGCUCAACCAGACCAGUUUCCCAUUGAAGGGGAAGAUAUGGAAAAGUUGGAAGCAAGGGAAAAGGAACAAAAACAGCAAGAAGCCCAGAAAAAGCUUUUUGAGGGGCUCAAGAUCUUCCUGAACAGAGAAGUUCCCAGAGAGUCAUUGGCUUUUGUCAUCAGGUGUUUUGGUGGUGAGGUAUCCUGGGAUAAGUCUGUUUGUAUAGGUAGCACAUAUGAUGUGACAGAUGAGACCAUCACUCAUCAAGUCGUUGACAGGCCCAAAAUCGACAAACAGUAUAUUAACAGGUACUACAUCCAGCCCCAGUGGGUCUAUGAUUGUGUCAAUGCCAGAAUGCUCUUACCAGUGGAGGAUUAUUUCCUGGGAGUGACUCUGCCCCCCCAUCUCUCUCCCUUCAUGGAGGAGAAGGAUGGGGACUACAUUCCCCCAGAGAAACUGAAGAUCUUGGCUUUGCAGCGGGGAGAAAGGCCUGCUCAUGAAGAAGAUGAGGAUGAGGAACAGGAGGAUGAUGAUGACAAGGACCAGGAUGAGGAUGAGGAGGAAGAGGACCAGGAGGAGGAUGAGGAGGAAGAAGCAGUAGAAGAGACAAAUCUUAAGAAAAUGGAAGAGCAGCGAUCCCGGGGCAAGUCUCUUCCAGUGAAAGUGACACCUGGAAAAGUGAAAAUAGAAAAUCCAGUUCGCUUGGAGCAAGAGGAGCAAGCAGAAGAAAAACGUCUUGCCAUCAUGAUGAUGAAGAAAAAGGAAAAGUACCUUUACGACAAGAUUAUGUUUGGGAAGAAAAGAAAAAUUCGAGAGGCAAACAAGCUUGCUGCCAAGAGGAAGGUGCAUGACGAUGCUGAAAAAGCAAAGAGGAAGAAGUCACGAAAAUGACUCGCCUGAUUAUUAUGAUGAUGCAAGACUGAUACUGUAUUUAACUUGAUGAGCUGCAAUGUUUUACAUAGCCACAUUUUCACACAUCUCAGUGUAUUUUAGGACUACAACCCUUACCAAAAAAUAGUAUAUGCAAGUAUGUUUCAAGUAUACUUCUAGUUUACUUUUUAUAUACUUAUCAGUACUAUUUUUUGGUAAGGGAAGUACUACAUCCAGUUUCUGGAUGUGAAUCAAACGACUACGUUUGAUUCACUGUACACAAGUACUUUCUGCUGUGCUCUAAAAUGUAUACAUUAAACACGCUUUAUUCUGAAAUAAAAACAUUUACGUCAA
Molecule: messenger RNA, 2215 nt
Organism: Thalassophryne amazonica
Lineage: Eukaryota; Metazoa; Chordata; Actinopteri; Batrachoidiformes; Batrachoididae
Gene: pes1
Product: pescadillo
Exons: 15
Coding region: 125-1882 (585 amino acids)
Biological process (GO): maturation of LSU-rRNA from tricistronic rRNA transcript (SSU-rRNA, 5.8S rRNA, LSU-rRNA); ribosome biogenesis
Cellular component (GO): PeBoW complex; nucleolus
Molecular function (GO): RNA binding
Source: RefSeq, a predicted model, not a curated record